UUUCAGACCACAUUUAUGGAGAUUGCAAUGUCUGUGUUAAACCUGUCUGGGGAUGAGUCCCCUGAGUGCCCUCUGUGCAUGGAACUGCUGGAAUUAGACGAUAUUAAUUUCUAUCCUUGUGUAUGUGGAUACCAGAUUUGUAGAUUCUGUUGGAAUAAACUAAGAACAGAAGGAAACGGAUUGUGUCCUGCUUGUAGACAGGCAUACUCGGAGAACCCUGCCGACUUCAAACCUCUGACAAGCGAGGAAAUUGCCAAGAUUAAGGCAGAAAAGCGUCAAAAGGAUCAGGCUAAAAAGCUAAAGAUUUCGGAGAACCGGAAGCACUUGGCGAAUGUCCGGGUUGUGCAGAAAAAUUUGGUCUUUGUCGUUGGUCUUUCCCCCCGGCUAGCGGAACCGGAAAUACUCAAGAAACAAGACUAUUUCGGGAAAUUUGGGAAAAUUCACAAAGUAGUUAUUAAUCAUAGCACUCAGUAUGCGGGCUCUCAAAUUCAGGGCCCUAGUGCGAGUGCGUAUGUGACAUACUACAAAUCCGAGGAUGCCUUGAGGGCUAUUCAGGCCGUCAAUAAUAUUUAUAUUGAUGGGAGGACCCUUAAAGCAUCUCUUGGUACUACUAAAUACUGUUCUCACUUCAUGAAGAACCAAGCGUGUCCUAAGAACGACUGCAUGUAUCUUCACGAAUUAGGGGAUGAUGCCGCUAGUUUUACUAAAGAAGAAAUGCAGCAAGGGAAGCACACUGAUUAUGAAAAACAGCUUCAUGAUGACAUGAUUGCUGGACUGUCAAGUACUCCGGUAGGAGAGAGUCCACCCUCACCAACAACUACUCUGCAACAAGACAGGGAAAGAGAUAUGUACGGAGGACUGCGAGGUGGUAUGGGAGGAGGGGGUGGAGGUGGUGGUGGAGACCCUGCCUGGCCAGAUCUUGGGAAUAAUAUUCCAGGAACCUUCAAGUCUAGAUUCAUCAGCUCCAGUAGCAAAGAAGACGAUAAAUCGUCGAAAUCAAAAAGUAGUGAAUCGAGUGACGAGGAGAGUGGUAUUCUACCCCCAGAUGAUCUAGUUCCAGCUCUAACUCCUCCUCCAGACCCUAUACAACCUGCAGAUUCUCCAGAACCUGCUGAUGCGCCACAUUUAACAGGAAACCUUACCGAAGAACCAGGCUGGUUCGAGGACGACUUGAAUUAUGGAGAAGAAGAUGAUUUAGGAUUUGAUCCGUUCCACGAGACACAAAAGGGAUUGGCCGAUCUUCUAGAGAGUGAGAGUAAAGCAGCUGAAGCCCAGAAUAAUCAGGUUCCCACCCCCGAACCGGAUUGGCCAAGUGCUGCCCCGCCCAGCCGAGCUCGGGCCCCGCCCCCAGGAUUUCAUAAUCCCUCCCUAACCCAGCAGCAAACCCCGUACAAUUUUAUGUCAGACCACUCCCUGAACCGUCUCCUCUCCGGGGCUGGGGGAGUGGAUUCUUUGUUCACCCGAGGACAGAGUCAGUUGGGAGGACGUGGUGGACUUCCAGCUCCAGGGUUCGGUCCUCAGCUUACCGGUCAGUCGGACCUGAUGUUCAACCAGCUCGGGAAACCAAGCUCUAUGCUCGAGCACAGUAGGAUGUUGUUCGAUCAUAAACAACCACUUCACAGUUCUCUCGGAGAUGGGUUCGGAAACAAGGACUGGCAGGACGGUUUGAGAGCACUUCUUCCAAACGUAAAUGUCAGUUUUGGCGGGAAUAAUUCUGCUCAACAGCAACAACAGCAGCAGCAACAACAACAGCAGCAACAACAACAGUCAUUCGGCCUGCAAGGGAAUUUUCAUAACUUUGGUCACGAGAGAAUUCAACAGAACUCAAACUGGGGAGAGAUAAAUAGCUCUGGAUUAGGUCACGAUUGGACUGCUCUUGACCCUGCUAUAGUUACCGGUCAACUCUCUCAUCCAGAGAGAGAUAUGUCACGUGAUCUACUAGCUGGGAGUCUACGUGGUGAACUCGGGUUCGGUCGGGCUGAAUCUCCGCCAAACUGGAUAACUGCAAACCUGGAGCAGUUGACUAGUGAGCAGCACCAACCCUUCUCUCAGUCAAGCCUUCUACCUGGAUUCAAUUCUCUAGGCCUAGGAGGCCGUAACGGGCAUAAUAUGGGACAAGGUGGUCAGCUGGGUGGGUGGGGAGGAAGCACAGCUACACCUCCUCCAGGCUUCAGUCAGCACAGAGCAACACAGCUUAGACAGCACUACCCGGGGUUCAGGCAAAACAAAAACUCAGAAGCACAGAAAAUUGGAGAGUUUUAAUGUAAUCUGCAAGCAAGAAUCUAUGAACCCAGCAAACUAGCUGCAAUCCUGUUCGUAAAUACAGAGGAGCAGGAGCACAUACACUACACACCGUUAAACCUGCAGAUAUACAGUACACCAGUUCCUGGAGUAAACUGAACCUACAUGUUUAAGUUCAGAAACUUGAGUUAAACAUACAGUUCAGUUCUGCUACUAGAGAUGACCCUACAGUUCAGUUCAACUACUGGAGUUAAACCUACAGUUCAGUUCAGCUACUGUAGAGAAAACGGGAAUUAAGUUGAGCUACUGGAGUUAGUUAAGCUACUCCAGUUAAACCGCUGUAGCGUACCAAAUCUGCAUGUAAAGCUCAAUACAGAGCUAGUUGAAUGAGAUCAGCUACUGGAGCUAGUUAAACUAGAAAAUUCCAGUCUUUUGAAAACUAGUUUAUUUAAUUAUAUUUGUUUGAGCUGGUUGAACUAUGUUAAUUAGAUAUUCUUACUGAACUAGCCUAGCUAGCCAACUAAGCUGAGCUAACCUAUCUUGAACCUCAUCAUUUACAGAUCAGGAAACUUGUGUUAAAACACGAUUACAAGAUUUUACUAGAUUUCCUUGCAUCAGUUAAUGAUGUGGUUAAAAUACUAAGAAUUUGUAAUCGUGUGGGAUUAUGUGGGGGAAGAAUUUAAAGCGUCACAUCGUCGCUGUGAUUCAUUUAAACUUAUAAUAGAUACUAUCAAUUCUUUUAAUACAGUCAGCUUUAUUGUUAAUUAUAAAUAAAACCAUUUGUUUUAUUUUAUUUGCUUGCAAUUGGUUUCAAUCUUUUGUUCAGAUAUUACUUAAUAAAAUGAUACAUCAUCAACUUUUAAAAUUAA
Messenger RNA from Eurytemora carolleeae, 3110 nucleotides. It is a transcript of the gene Cnot4, whose product is annotated as CCR4-NOT transcription complex subunit 4. The record is from RefSeq and is a predicted model, not a curated record. The coding region runs from base 16 to 2262 and encodes 748 amino acids. Gene Ontology annotation, cellular component: CCR4-NOT complex. The transcript has 13 exons. NCBI's taxonomy places the organism in Eukaryota, Metazoa, Arthropoda, Copepoda, Calanoida, Temoridae. Gene Ontology annotation, molecular function: RNA binding; ubiquitin-protein transferase activity; metal ion binding. Gene Ontology annotation, biological process: protein ubiquitination.